GCAACGAGCGACGCGGCCGAGGUUAGCGACGAGUCGCGUCAGUGAUCCAUCCAAACACACGACAUAUCGAUAUAUAUAUAUCGCGCGCAGCCGGAGUCGGAGUGCGCGUUAAUUGCUGUGCGACGAAAACAAAAGGAGAAGAAGGAGGAGGAGGAGGAGGAGGAGGAACAAAACGUCGCGUGUCGGAGAAGGAAGAUCGGUGUUAACGAGAUCGUCAUCGCGACGACGACCCGAGACGAUCCCCGACAAUGUGCGAGUGCUGAUCGACGUCUCCCUCCCCCCCCCGUAUGUGUAUGUAACCCCCCGAUCUUUUUUCUCUUCCUCUCUUUCCCCUCAUCCUUUUAUCGUCGUGCGUUUCUCGUCUGUGCGUGAACGUCAACGAAGAGGAGCAAACAACAAGGAGCAACGCGGGACAGCCCUCGGAUAUAUUAAUGAAGAUGUGCCGUGGAUUGAUUGAUCGGUUGCUCCUGUUAGCGGCGUUCGGAAUCACCGUCCAAGGGCAGCUGAAAUGUCCGCGGAUAACCGAGCACCCGUCCGACAUAAUAGUCGCGAAAAAUGAGCCGGUGACGUUGAACUGCAAGGCGGAGGGCAAACCCGAACCGGUGAUAGAGUGGUACAAGGACGGUGAGCUUGUGCAGACGUCGCCGGGCGACGCCAAGUCGCAUCGGGUCCUGCUGCCUACGGGAUCCCUGUUCUUUCUGCGGGUGAUGCACGGCAAAAAGGAGCAAGAUGGCGGUGUGUAUUGGUGCGUCGCGCGGAACAAGGCGGGAUCGGUGCCGAGCAGAAACGCCACUCUCACAGUCGCAGUACUUCGGGAUGAGUUCCGCGCGGAGCCGCAGGACACGAGGGUCGCUGCCGGGGAGACGGCUUUGCUGGAGUGCGGACCGCCUCGCGGCCAUCCGGAACCAACCCUCCACUGGAAGAGGAACGGCCACAUAAUAGACCUCGAAGCGACAAAACGGAUAACCCUUGUGGACGGGGGCAACCUAAUGAUAUCCGACGUGAGGCCGGCCGAUCAAGGCAAGUACCAGUGCAUCGCUGAAAACAUGGUCGGCACCAAGGAGUCCGGGGUGGCGACCCUCACGGUAAACGUGAAACCGUUCUUCCAAGCCGUGCCGUCGAACCAGACGGUUCUCACGGAUCAGACGGCGGAAUUCGUCUGCAGGGUGAGCGGCGACCCGACGCCAGAGAUCCUGUGGCGGCGUAACGACGGCAAGAUGCCAAUAGGUCGGGCGCAGAUAUUGCCGGACAAAAGUUUGCACAUCGAGCGGGUGACGCCGCAGGAUCAAGGGACGUACAUCUGCGAGGCGAGGAACGACGUAGGCGCGAUAUCAGCGAGCGCCACUCUUACAGUGCACUCUCGACCCGUUUUCACCAACUUCCCCAAGGACGAGACGGUAAACGCCGGGACCGACGUUACCUUUUCGUGUGCGGCGCGUGGCGCGCCCAAGCCGUCGAUAUUCUGGACCCGGGAAGGUUCUCAGGAGCUAAUGUUUCCCGGCCACACGUAUCAGGGCCACUACAUCGUCACGGAAGACGGAAGUCUGAGUAUCAAGGGCGCCGUCAGGAAAGACGAAGGCCACUACGUGUGCAGCGCCAUUAGUCAGGCCGGCGCCAGCACCGCGACCGUAUUUCUUCAGGUGACGUCGGUCGAGGAAACGCCGCCGCCCAUAAUCGAGCUGGGACCGGCGAAUCAGACUUUGCCGUUGAAGAGCGUCGCGUCGCUGCCCUGCCGGGCGGUCGGUACACCCACGCCUCGGGUUCACUGGCACAAGGAGGGCGUGCUGGUGCGCCCGGGCGGCCGUAUCACCAUGGCCAUCAACGGCACGCUGUUCAUAGACGAUCUGCACGCCAACGAUUCCGGUCUGUACACCUGCAUCGCGUCCUCCGAGUCCGGGAACACCUCGUGGUCGGCCUAUCUGACGGUGAGCUCGGGCGCGAGCUUCCACCGAACGCCCGACAUCUCGGCGCUGCCGCAGAACCCGAGCAAACCGCGCAUAGUAAACGCCACCAGCAACUCCGUCACCCUCACGUGGAGUCCGGGUCACGAGGGUCAGAGCAAGAUCAUCGGCUACAAUAUCGAGUACUACAGCAGCAACCUGAACACCGGCUGGGUGGUGGCGGCCGUUGGUGUGCUUGACGAUAUCUACACUGUGACAGAUUUAAAGCCGGAGACCAAUUACGUUUUCCUAGUACGGGCGGAAAAUAGCCACGGGCUCUCGCUGCCCGGACCGCUGUCGGACGUGGUGCAAACUACUAACGUAAAUCAGCAUACGGUGCCGCAAGUGGAGCUGACUCGCGCCCGAGAUCGGCUCAACAGUGAGAUUUUACAUCUCAAAGAGGUCUUGCCGUUAAGCAGCACCAGUGUGAAGAUCACGUGGGACAUUCUCGGCGCGGCGGAUUUAGUAGAGGGUCUCUAUAUACGGUACCGCGAGGUAUCUGACGAGAAACCGGAAUAUCAGAUGGUCACGGUGCUGAACGCCGGCGCCACCAGUUACGUGCUGGACAAUCUGAAAAAGUAUACGCGCUACGAGUUCUUCCUGGUCCCGUUCUACAAGAUAAUCGAGGGCCGGCCGAGCAACGUAAAGCUGGUCACCACUUUGGAGGAUUUACCCUCGGGCGCUCCCGAGAACGUUCAUGUGGGGAUGAUAAAUAUGACUUCGGCGUUCGUGCGGUGGUCGCCGCCGCCGAAGAACACUCAGAACGGCCAAUUGAUCGGCUACAAGAUUCAGAUCAAGAGCAAUAGCAGUAACAAGAUCCUGGGUCAGAUGUCCUUGAACGCGUCCACCACGUCGGUGAUCAUCAACAGUCUCACCACCGGCGGUUUGUACACGGCGCGAGUCGCUGGACAGAACCGCAUCGGCUUCGGUCCUUAUUCCAGUCCGAUAUUGUUGAACAUGGAUCCUGGACAGCUAACGCAACUGCCACCGCGAACCGAUCCCAGUCACGGGGGCGCGUCCGUUGUCAGAGAAACGUGGUUCCUCGUGCUAAUAAUAACGAUGAUAUUCACUGUGAUCGCCGCACUGCUGGGCGCACUCUAUGUUAGACGCAGACAAGCAAUGAGCAAGCAACUGGGUCAUCUUAACGUGCCCGUAGGCACGGCUAAUGAUAUAUGUCAGCUGAACAAAGAUACGCUCUGGCUGGAACGUGGCUGGCGGCAAACCAAUACUCUCCAGGCCACUGACAAGGACUGUGAGACCAAACUGCUGAACAAUCAGCACAUGCUGGCAGCGGGCAUAAUGGGAAUGGCUGGCUCGGAAUACGCCGAGGUGAAUCUCACGACGUUCUACAACACGCGCAAGCAAAUGCAGGCGCCGCCACCGGAACCGUACGCGACCACAACGCUGUGCGUGGGCAGUCGCAAUUCCGAUUCGAUCGAAACUAGUUGUCAGAAGUCAAACUCGAGCGACUCGUGCCUAAAACCGGACUACUCGAGUCUGGACUCGAAUCAAGAACCGAACAAAUCCACCGUGUCGCCCAGUAGCGACAACAUGAGCGGAGGCGACGCUACGUACACAGACGAAAACCUGGACAUGCAGAGGCGGCAGUUUAGAAUAGCAGGCGCCGCGGGCGGUGACGCGUCCCAGUCAGGUAUGCCGAUGCCUAACUGGUGUGACAUGUUACCACCGCCACCAGAGCAUCCUCCGCCGCUAGGCACGUCGAUAGCCGCAGGUCGGAUGCAUCAACAACAGCAGCAGCAACAAGUGCCGUUCAGUCCGCAUCUCGGCAAGAGAAACGUUCAGAAUGACUUGGAUCACUGCGGCACUGGUGCCAGCUCGGGUAAUCCGCAAAGUCCACCUACCCCGCCCAUCAGGGUGGCCAAUAGUUUUAGUUCGUCGCCGACGCCGUGGAGCAGCGGCGGACAGAGUCAGCAUUCGGAACCCGGUGGUCUCUCGGUAUCGAGCGGUCUUCAACUACCGCAGGGCAGAUACACGACGUUACCACCGCAGACGAAUCCGCCGCCGUUGCCCACGUUUCCACAAGGUUUCAAUCAUUACGAUUACAAGAACCAGGAGAACGAGUACGAGAGCGGUUCCGUUAUCUACGGACAUCAUCAGAACGGUCUUUCGGACGAGUACAGCGUUCGCGACGCUGCGUUCGCACGUUCCUCGAAUCAGCAAUCGCACUUGUCGUCGUCGGCGAUGAGCGAGGAGCUGUAUCGGCACCGGGACGACGUGUUUCACAACGACAAUCUUUAUCAACCCGAGAACGACGAGUGGGAUCGGAAGUCGUGCGACUCCAACACGCAUUCGGACGCGUGCUGUUCGUGUUCGGAGUCGAGCUGCCUGUACGCCGACACGAUACAGUACAGCGCGCAACAGUACGGAACCGGGUGCGGCCACAGCGGAAGCAGAACAGGCUCGCGGAACAGAAGUAACAGGAGCCCGCGAAGAAGAAAUAGGACGUCGUCGCCCACGUACAGUAGCGACAGCAAUUAUUCGUGCAUUCCGCAAAGGCAGUGCGGAAGCACGAACUCGCAGGAGAGGCUGAGGCAUAAUCGUAGCAAAGACAAACUGCCUAACUUUUCGAGAACGGGCGGCUACAAUUCAUCGGCCUCAAACACGAUGAGCAGUACGGGCAGUCAACGAUACAAUAAGCUAAAUAAUAUCUUUCUCAGUGGCAAUAACCCGAACGCUCCGGCGGAGUCUAGUCGACUGGGUGAUCACCGUGAGAGUUAAACUCUGGACGUUAGUAAGUACAGGACGUGCCUGAACGAACGGCCUUCGAUCACAACGAACGAUCGCAGAGAGAGUCUCGGCUACGGGAAGCCGUUUCGCCAGUCAUCAUCAGCGAAAGGUGUCGCGGACGCCUCACACGAAAAUCAAGUUCGAGAUUAAAGCGCGAACUGGUGUAUUUGUCUGUCGAUUAUACGCAAUCUCGUUAAAAUCCCAAGUUCGCUAAACAGCGAACAAGAAUCUCGUUCCUUUUUCGCGUCUCUUUUAUAUCGGGUAUAAAUAGAUUUCACGAGGGACACCAGGAAUAUUCCAUGACUGAGAAACGCUCGCGUUUUUACGAAACGAUGGCUCGUAGAAUUUUUCCUAUGUUUGUACGACGCGCAACAAAAGUCUUCUAUUCGCGAGAGAGAGAGAGAGAGAAGGAGAGAAGCACAAUUUCGAGACACUCGAGACACUCAAGAAUUGCAAAAACGAACUCCGUGUGCGAUUGACGUUCGGCGACGACGGCGGCGGCGGUAAACGCGCCGCGAUAAUAAACGCUCCCGUUUAUGUGCGCGCGACGCGCUCGCACUUCGUACUCGGUACUCAGACAAGGGCUUUCAAAUGAGAAACUAAAAAAAGAUCGCGUAGUAUUAGUUUCCUUCGAGCAUACUCUGCCAAAUAGACUGACUAAAGUAUCAUUGGAUUUUUUUUUUUUCAUUUUGUACAAUGUUGAAAGAAUAUUAAAAAAAAAAGCAAUCCCCAUUUUUGAUAUUAAGAAGAGGAAAGAGAGAGAGAGAGAGAGAGAAGAAAAAAUGAGCUUUCUUCUUGCGAAUCUGCUAUCACACGCCACGUUGCGCGCGCUUCUUUUUUAAAGCGAACAUUUAAUCUCCGAGUGGCCACGUUAGAAUCUCAAAUCUCAGACUAGAGUAUUUCUUUAAAUUUAUCGCUCUGUACUGCCAUGUAUACUGCCAUUCCCGCUGAUGUUCCACGCGUUAGUAGCAAGUUAAGGUACACUGUUGUAGUUUGAUUAAGUUUAUUAUUCUUCACAAGUGACGACUAUAACGAAGUUUGUUGUCGAGUUCCAGUUUUUCGACGAAAGGUCUCGCGCAACCGCUCCGGGAUUAAUAUCGGGGGGAAGAAAAACGCGAAUGUGUGACAUUUCACAGAUUGUCACAAUGUGGCCGAAUAGCACACGAUGAGGAGAAUUAUUAUACGCGCGGGUAACGAUCCGCUCGAGCGCGAACAAAGAAUUCGAGUGGCACGUAUUGAAGUACGUACGAAUUAAGCAAAUAUAGUUUGUCAUUGUGAGAUUUGAUCACGUUAAUGUUACUUGACAACUUUUGGAAGUUAAAAUCAAAAUCAAAUUUAAUUCAGACAGAAUUCGAGCACCGCUUUUAAAAUCCGUAAGAAAAUAAUAUUCGAUUUUGCGACAAGUGGAUCAAGUUUAUUUUUACAUGUUCGCGCGAGAUUGUGCGCUCGAAGAAAACUCCACUGUGUGAAUCACAUCGUAGCAAUAAUAAAAGUAUACGUUAUAUCGCGUUUGUUUGUGAAAAAAAAAAAAAAAAAACGAGAUUUUGCAAAUUUUUCGGAACUUGUUUCCUCUUAACGCACAGUGGCUUUGUUAUCUUUGAACUCUUCUCUCGUUAUCACGGUGACACACACGCACACACACACACACACACAUACAUACAGUCCGAAUAAUCCAUUGUUGUUCGGUUUUACGUGAAAUAAACCUGUCGAUUAACUGCGUUUGCUUGUUACGCACACGAAGUAAUCCUUUCGUUACGGUAAUUAUUGUUUGUUUGAAAAAUUUUAAAUUUCCGAGUAGAAAAUUGCUUUUCCCCGAUUGCGAGAUUUAAAAUAUCGAUAUCGUAUCGCGGCUCGCCGAUACACAAACAGUAUUUGCAACGUUCACGCUCUAUUUCUGGCGCUGAACCAGUCCGUUCGAUUUUCCGAGAGCCGCCGGUAUAAUAACAUUACCUCAUCCGCAUCCCAUUUAGACGGUUUAAACACUCGCGCGGGAUCAAACGGUCGCCGUGGAAUGUGAAUAGGCGGCAUCUUACCAGGCAGGUAAGAUCGCAUAGUCGCGAUCUUAAUAUGGACAAUUAGAGGCGGAUGAUUACAGUCGUGUGUCUCUCUCCCGGUAUACGACGAUACGACGAGAUAUAGGCGGGCGUAAUUGUCGUGGCGAAAGGAUUUAACGUGUCGCGCUCGACGUCGUCGCGACCGAUCACGCUUACAAAGCUCUUAAUGGCGUUUAUUUUCAACAGCCUGUGUAUUAUUGUAUUAUCUAUACAAUGACGAAUGAGGCGUAUUAUUUUGGAUAUAACGUUCCUAAAUCCUAAGGCAAACUGGAGGUCUAAUUUCCACAAAGAAGAAGAAGAGGAAGGGUGAGACGUAUAAUUCUUCCAAAAUAAAUGCACGUAAUGAUACGUUUAACGAAACAAAGUAACAAUAAAAGAAAAAAGACGCGUAAUAUAUAUAAAUAUAAAUAUAAAUAUAUAUAUAUAUAUAUAUAUAUCAUAUCACAUACACACACGUACACAUACAAAUGGUCCUUGUAUAAAUUGUACAAAGUUACUCUCUCUAACGAGAUUUUAGUCAUUAGUUAUUAAUUUAUACGUAUCAACUGAACUCGUAUUACGUAUAAGUAAGAGAGAAGCACACGUAUAAAAGUAUCUCAUGUAUUCUAUAAUUAUACACGUGCACGUGACACGAACUGAUGUGUGUAAAAAAAAAAAAAAAAAUUAAAAAAAAAACGAAAAAAGUGAGAGAGAAUGUGCUCGCGAAAAAAUGUGCGCUUCGAAGCUGUCGACGACAGUGCCGAUAUGUGAAGAGUGUGUUAUUCUCGAACGCGUACCUGAUUCCGAUUUUAUCGGAUAUUUUCGUCGCCGCUUUAAUUUCAUCCAUUCUACGACGCAGGUAAUUAUAGAUGUGCGAAUCGUAAAUUUAAAUAACCUGGUGGUCGCAUUUUCGGAUUAAAAUUUCGAUAUUAUUGUCAAAGGUCAGCGAAGAUAAAAGUAAAAUGAAGAAAAAAAACUCCCUCCCCCCCCCCAAAAAAAAACUGUUGAAACAAAAUGAAAACUAUAAUGAGAUCACAAAUCCGCAAAGUAGCAGAAGAGAGAGAGAGCAGUAUAACGCGAUACUGAUGCGCGCGCGCGCUUUGAGAAAUUCUCGUCACUUGAAAGAUGGCAUUCAAGACUCUUUUUGUGCUUCCUCUACUUGCAUAUUUAUCUUUUGAUUUUCAUUCGCGAGAGACUUGGGGAUCGAGAGCGCAACGAAAUGUAUUUGCAUUCGUAAUGACCGACUUAUUGAGAGCGCGUUUUGCGAAACGGCGAAGAAGAAUUGCAUAUUAUUAGAGCCGUGAAAUUUUACUGUCGUCAUUCUUCUUUUUGAAACGCACAUUUUUAAUAAGAGAGCGGGAAGAGAGAAAGAGAGAGAGAGAGAGAAAGUACGUUAAAUCGCGUCAAUUCGUGGGAUUUACGACAACGUUGUCGUAUUUGUCGCGGAUGAUUCCGGGACAGCGCGCAUCUCCUGCGCGCGAUCUUUAAAGACGCGUUGAACCGAAAUUAGAACCGAACCCAUCGCCCAGAAGUAAAAGCAUCUGCAAAUAAAAUAUAGUCACCACUACAGAAGAGCGUCGCUUGAGAAUUUUAUUUUUAAAACAAACUUAUUUGCAUCUAUGUAAAUUAUCAAGCAACGCGUCGUGCAUACAUUUAUUAAAUGCAUUUUAGCAUUUAUUCAAAUCGCAACGUUAUUUUUUUUUUUCCGGCGUUUUGCGACACUUUGUUACGGGAACUACAACCGGGACGCGAUUACAUUCGUCUUUCAAACCGUCGCUCGGAGAUCGGAGAGCGCUGUUUCGAGCAUCCGCUUAAAAUCAAUAAAUUAUCGCGAUAAAUUAUCCGCGAAACUCCUUCUUUAUGUACAUACGCGAUUGAAAACGAACGUUUUUUAUACGCAGUUUUAAGGCACCCCGUUGGAAUUUGAUUUUUUUUUUUUUGUUUCAACUGCGACGUGCGAGCGAAACUUUCCGCCGUUCGAUUAUCUUUUCUUCUUCGUAACGACGUCGUCGCGGAGAAACGGAGGAUUGUGGCUUUCCUUUUGUACGCGAAUUUACUUAUUAUACAUUAAUAACAUUAAUUACGAAUUUCGGACUAAGUGACAAGUAACGAAGAAGCGUUAUUAUUUGUGACGGCGUGCCUCGCGCGCGUCACAAGGCGAAAAAACUCACUUGGUUACAUGAACUCGUUUAACGACGCGUGGCGAAUCGCUCAAAUUUGUUAUAAUAUAUGUACACAAUACGAUUAGUUUCACUCGGUCCGAAGCCGAGCAAGCUGCCUGAAUAGAGAGAAAUUUAUAAUUCCACGCGACAUAUACUAUUUGUUCAGACAUUAUACACACGCACAACGUAAUUUAUUCACUGCCCUAUGUAAAUUUCCAUAAAAAAAAAGUUACACACACAGACCGAGAAAUAUUGAUCUCUUUUUUGGAAAAAAAAUUAAUUAACAGAGAUACAAAUUUGUUAAAAGGCAGACACAUACACACACACACAUACAGUUGAACAUAAGGUCUAUCUAGUGAUAAUACAAUUACGUAGUGAUGUAAGUAUCCCGGUGUAUAAAUUUACUAGCACGUGACAAAGUAUUCUCACGUGUGAGUAGAUUUAUAUUCGACAAAAAAAGUCCAUCCAAACAGGCGAGGAAAUAAAUAACGAGUAGAAGAGAAGAUAUCAUAUACAUAUGAUAUACUUUUAGGCUAAAGAAAGGGGCAAUUGUCGAGAGAGAGAGAGAGCGAGCGAGCGAGCGAGAGAAAGAGAGAAAGUGCGAGAGAAAGAGUAGAGACUACUAACUACUACUAUAAAGAAGGAAGCAUCUCAUUAAACGUAAUUAGAUAGAAUGUAAUUUAAGUAUCCGUCAUCACGUUACGAGUGUGUGCGUCCGAUGCGAGCUCGCGCGGCUAAAACAAAAAAAAAAGACAGAAAAUUUUCCUACGACUGCGUUCUCUGUCGUUCUUUCUUAGUUCUUUUUUCGCGGCGAAAAAAAAACGAUGUAAAUAUUAUCUUCAGUAUUUUAACAACAAAAACGUGCGAAGUAUUUGAAACGCUUGACAUUUGUUUCGACAUCAUCAACUGAUGAAACAGAUUGUUUACGUCUGCCAGUUACCUGAUAAAAUUCUGAAGAAAAAUUUGUGCGUUCUGUCGAGGAUGAGAACGAAAGAGACGACGAACGAAGAGACGACCUGCUGCCGAGAUUGCGAGUGAAGAGUAUAUAAUUCGUUCGCAAGUGUGUUCAACUCGCUGAUUGGAACCUCCGCGCGAUCUCGGAUCGGCGACGAUGCGACACGCGCAUCAUUCGCGAGAAGCAAUGAUCGCGCACGAGCGAACGCACGCGCGCACAUUGCGAAAUAUCUCUUCGAAGGCUAUGGAAUCGUGACCCUUUCGGAAAAAAAAAAAAAAAA
This is a messenger RNA of Pseudomyrmex gracilis, 10118 nucleotides long. Its product is annotated as roundabout homolog 2-like. Lineage: Eukaryota; Metazoa; Arthropoda; Insecta; Hymenoptera; Formicidae. The transcript has 11 exons. Gene Ontology annotation, molecular function: protein binding. Gene Ontology annotation, biological process: axon guidance; cell-cell adhesion. The record is from RefSeq and is a predicted model, not a curated record. The coding region runs from base 432 to 4679 and encodes 1415 amino acids. Gene Ontology annotation, cellular component: axon; plasma membrane.